Symbiodinium necroappetens is the source of this 1752-nucleotide messenger RNA. Lineage: Eukaryota; Dinophyceae; Suessiales; Symbiodiniaceae. The record is from the annotation of a GenBank genome assembly.
AUGUCUGCGCCUCCACCUUUGCAUCGGCGGCAUUUGCUGCUGUGCGGAGUGCUGGGCGGCGCAUCAGGGCUGCUGGCAGCCUACGGUCUCAAUGCCUAUCGAGACCGAGGGGUCGAGGUCCUACGCAGAUAUGCAGAGGCUAGGCGAGAAAAGCUGCCACUGAAGAUUAUACUAGUUCGACAUGGCCAAUCAGAAGGGAACCUUGACAAGACGCUGUUCAAAACGAAGGGCGAUAACCUCAUGGAACUCACUGAGUUGGGGAGCAGACAGGCGGUGGCUGUGGGCAAGCGUGUCAAGAAGGUUGUACAUGAUGAGAAGGUGCACUUCUACGUUUCUCCUUUUCAACGAACGUUGCAAACGGCCAGAAACAUGAUCUUCUCCGCUUUCGAUCCUUACCAGGUUGUAGAUGUCUCUGUGGAUCCCAGAAUUCGUGAGCAAGAGUUUGGAAACUUGCAAGGUGACAACUUCGUCGGCCUUCGUCAAGAGAGCACAAAGAUCAGAAGAUUUUGGUAUCGCUUUCCGACUGGGGAGAGCGGUGCUGAUGUCUAUGACAGAACCAGACAGUGGUGGGAUUCGAUGAUGGAUAGACACCUGAUGGAACAAAGCGGGGCCAGCUCCAUUAUAGUUGUUACCCACGGAUUGACCAUGCGGCUCAUCUUGAUGCAGCUAUUCCACUGGUCGCCCAACACCUUUCACACCGUUUGGAAUCCCGACAACUGUGCGAUGUAUGUUCUGCAGAAGAACAUGUCGAGCUCAGCUCAUUAUCCUUAUUUCGUUGAUGAAGCAGAGGGCGACCGCAUAAUGUCUUCUAUCGAUCUUGUUGUCACGUUUCAAGACAACUCGACGAAGCAGUUGACGAUGGUCGAUUAUCUGUCCAUUCCACCGCCACGUACUCUUCAACUUCCGGCGGUCAAGCAGCUCCUCGCUGAGCAGUUUGGCUUUGACCCUCUCGAUAUCAAGGGCAUUGACUUCUACAACGGAAUCUUUCAGCGCUUCAAGCUGCCUCCAAGCAUACAGGACGUCGCCGCAACAGCGAGGCCGAGCUGUGAGCCCGCGGGCCUACCUCACACAGAUCAAGUGCGAGGAAUGAUUUCCAGCGCACUCCAUACAGCAGAUGGCAAGGUUUGGCGAGUGGUCCAAAAGGUGAUUGACCGGCGGGAGGCUUGGCCACGGCUCGCCAAGGAGAAUGCGGGCAUGCUGCUUGUCGCAGCACAAGGUGCGCAUGGGAGCAUACGAGCGACCCCUCACACUGGCUUCUUCUGGGGAAGUCGUGAUUUCCUCUACUUGGUCUGCCGAUAUAUACGAGCCAGGCCUGAGAUCUUCGACGCGAUGGUAACGGCCAUGUUUGAAGAGGUGUACAGCAUGGACCCCGAGUUACCAGCUGAGGUGAUUGAUGCGGUCUUUAAGGAGCUGCUGGUCCACGAGGGCCUCACGUUUGCACAAUGCGAGCACGUGAUUGACAAGCUGAUGCAACGAGGAGAGCAGAUCGAGUAUCUUUUCCACGAGUGGUCUGGCGUGUUUCCGGCACUGCCUGCAGCUGCGCGACAGGCUCUGGCCAAGGGCCUCUUGCCCUCGGUCGGUCGCUGUCCCCAUGCUGCACUGGACUUUGUUCUAAAGGAGCUGGAUGCCUUACCGCAGCCGGAAGGCCACCGCAACGACUUUAGCAUCGACUCUACCGUCAAUCGGUUAGUUACCGUUUCCUCUCGUGUCUGCCGGCGGACCCAUUUUUCGGUAUCGUCGAAAGUUGAGUAA